AUGAUUGGCCUUCCACCAUCGUUCUACGACCCCAGCGAUCCACAAUGGCAACAGAGAGCCCAGCAGCAACAUCCUCCUCCUGCCCAGCAGCAAUUCGACUUCUCAUAUCCAGCUCCUGGUACAUCCUAUGAAGAGUUAUUGGCUCAAUAUUACCCUCAGCAUCCCUCUCAAUACAUGCGUCCAAACCAGAUUCCCCCAACUCCAAACACUGCGGCGAAACCACGACAACCAGUCCAACAACGGACUCCCCCUCAGCCCACUGCUACUGCAUCGUCUUCUGCACCGAAACGAAAGAGAGUUGCCAAAAAACCAGCUCCAGUUCCUGCCUCUUCUGCCGGAUAUUCAGAUUCGGACUCUGAAGAUGGGUUUGGCUCGUAUGCAGGUGGGGCUGGCAUCAGUGUAGGGAUGGGUGGCCUUGGCGUUCGAAGCAAAGGCGCUCGUUUACCAGGUGCAUGCACUCAUUGCAAAAAGCUCAAGAUGAAAUGCGAGUUCGCUAUGGAUGGUGAUGGCGAAAUGGACAACACCUGUCGCCGAUGUAGAGCAGGUGGUCACGUCUGCAUUGUAGAAGGUCGAAAGCCUCGAAGCGCGCCAAACAAGCGCGAGUAUCUUUUGGCUCAAAUUCGACAAAAGGAUGCAAUCAUUGAGUCUCUUCUGAAACAGCUUCACAAUCCUUAUAUUGCGACUCCUCUGUCGAUUGCUUCGUAUAAGAUGGCGACUUCUCCAUCCGAUACUACCAAUCGUAACAUCAUAGCCUGGCUUGAUCGACUACAAGCCAGUGUUCGGUCAGGCCAAGCAAUGGAAGCGUCUUCAUCGGCUGCGACCUUCGCUGCACUGGCUCGGGACACUGCAGCAACCAUUGAUGGUGCCAUCAGGGUGUCCAAAAACUCGUUUGAUGGCUCAGAGGAUGAUGACCUGAAGCCAAACACUGAUGAUGACGAUGGGACGGAAGAGGGCGAUGGAAGCGUCUUGCCAGAUGCCAGCGUUCCAAUCGGGUUGCUUGCUAACUUGAGCCUGAGUAGCACUAAGGAGAAGAAAAGUCAACGCACACAGGAAAAUGGCAAUCCCAAGGAAGAUGCAGAUGAUCUGGAUGAUGAUAAUGUGGGUGUUGCCAAUGCGUCAUACUUCAAACCUGGUCCUUCUACGGACCUGAACAUGAGGGCACAACUCAUCGAGCAACAUAGCCCGCCUGAAAUCCUGAUUCAUGGUCUUGUCGUGCCGGAGGAUGUUGACAAGCUCUUCGAUAUUUUCUACACUCGCGUCAACCCCUUUAUCGCUCUGCUCGAUCCUGUUCUACACACGCCUGCUUCGACUUUCGCUCGAUGUCCAUUUUUGUUCACUGUCAUCUGCGCCAUUUCAUCUCGCUAUUACCCCGAGAAGUCGGAAAUUUAUCCUAUUGCUAUGCAUUUCGCAAAACAUUCCGCUGCUACUGCGCUCAUUGACGGGUGGAAGUCCGUCGAGUUGGUUCAAGCGUACAUUCUCAUGAGCAUCUAUGCUGUUCCCGCGCGCAAAUGGGAAGAAGACCGGUCUUGGUUAUACACAGGGUUGGCUAUUCGGUUGGCAACUGACUUGAAUUUGCAUCAAGUGCCAACGGGAAAGACACACAGAGGAAACGAGAGGCUGGAGAGGGAGCAGUUGAACCGGACGAGGGUUUGGAUGAUUUGUUUCAAUUUGGAUCGCUCAACUGCGACGCAAUUCGGGAAACCAGCAACCAUCAAAGAUGAUUACAUCAUGCGCCACGGAAGCGACGAUUGGUACAAGAAAUCGCCAUAUAAUAGCUCGUAUGACAUCCACAUGUGUUGCUAUACGGCGCUAUUGCGCCUAGUUGCUAGCUUUCACGAUGAUAUCUUUUCCGACCCAGCAUCGCCAACAGGUUUGAACAAACGCGUGGAUUUCCGCUCUGUGACAUUGACUCAUGAUGCCCAUCUGACGCGGUUCACUGACGAGUGGGCGCAACGUCUUGCGCAAGACUCGGAUGCUACCGAUCGUAAAUGCAUCCUGCGAUGCAAGCUCUUCCCCUUCUUAGUAGCCUACUCGCGACUCGUUAUGUUUUCCUUCGGGUUCCAACAGGCCUACCAGCGUGGACUGAAACCCUCAGAUCACAUUUUCUUCACCAAGUGCCUCGAGUCUGCCAAGAGUGUCGUUCGUGGGAUGGUGGAGGGCUUGACCCCUACUGGGUUCAUGCGGUACGCUCCGGAUGGCCAUUUUAUAUUUGCUGCGUUUGCGUCGGCUUUUUUGAUGAAGUUGCUGCGGCCCGAGUUCUCGCAAUUGAUGGCCAAGGAAGAAGAGAACGAGGUUUUCGACCUCAUUGGACGCCUCAUCCAAACAUUGAGUUCACCCGAGAUUGCUAUCGACGACCGCCAUACUCCCAAGCUCUAUGCGCGCUUCCUCGCAGGACUGUUGUCCAAGCACCGGCGAGAUGGGGGCGCUACGGUUGGGCGUUUACACCCCAACGCACCUCCGACGCAACAGUCAUCCGCGUCGACCCCAACAGCUUCAUCAAGUAUGAGCGACUACAGACCACUCUCCACCAACUCCACAUUUUCAACGUCGCCGAUGGCUAGUGUGGGCUCAUAUGGACAACAACACCAAUACACUGAGUAUCAGACUCCAGCUUAUCGACAUGAGUCAACCUAUUCUCCACAGCGUUAUCAUGUUCAGGCACCUUUCAGCCCUGAAGUCGACUUGGAGUUUGGGAUGGGGGCGGCUGAUGAUGACCAGAUGCUUGCUGCUAUGCAGGCAUUGAAGAAUCCUGCGUGGUGGGAUAAUAUGAUGAUGCCAGGCUUUUCGUGGCCCGAAUCGUCCGGUCAUGGCUCCCCAUCGUCCAUCUCAAAUACUUCCAAUGGCUCGCCAUCACCAUACCCCACACCAGGUCACUUUGCCCAGCCACAAUUUGUUUGA
Messenger RNA from Mycena indigotica, 2898 nucleotides. RefSeq lists its product as uncharacterized. Gene Ontology annotation, cellular component: nucleus. Gene Ontology annotation, biological process: regulation of DNA-templated transcription; DNA-templated transcription. Gene Ontology annotation, molecular function: zinc ion binding; transcription cis-regulatory region binding; DNA-binding transcription factor activity, RNA polymerase II-specific. The coding region runs from base 1 to 2898 and encodes 965 amino acids. The record is from RefSeq and is a predicted model, not a curated record. The transcript is spliced from 16 exons. Lineage: Eukaryota; Fungi; Basidiomycota; Agaricomycetes; Agaricales; Mycenaceae.